AUGGGGGAACAAAAGGGUGACGACUCCGGAUCAAGUGGACAACCACAGAGACAACGGGCGACACAUAAACGGAGUCGGACUGGCUGCUCAACGUGCAAGAAGCGACAUAUUCGUUGUGACGAGUCAAAGCCAAUAUGUAGAAAAUGUCUAGUCAAGGGGACUGAGUGUCACUACAAUGAUGACAGCUACCCAACGACCCCCUCACCUGCUUCAAGGUCAUCAACACCAUACACACCAGCCGACAUCUCCUUGUUCCCAACACACCCCAUCACUUGGCCGUCACCACCAGCCCCAAUACCACUGCAGCCAGAAUGGGCGGGACACGUCAGUAUCGACCUCCCAUUCAACUCCCUCGAGAUCCUACACCACUCCAACCACUACCGGCAAGCCAUCGCCGACAUGAUCCCCACCCACCACCACCACCACGCCGCCACCCCAGCACCCCUCGCAAGGGAGCCGUUGCACGUGCAUACCAUGAUCCUCUGGGCGUGUAUGCACCUCUACUUCCAGCAGGGCUGCUCCAUGGGCCCAGCGCUCGAGCAGACAUGUCUGCACCACAAGGUCGAGAUGAUGCACGCCCUCAAGGAGCAGCAGCAGCAGCAGCAGUAUCAUCGACACGUGGCACCCUCUUCCGUCCCUGUCGACGAAGGUGGGAAUGACACGUACGCGGGCGCCAUCUUAUGUCUGGCCGUCGUCGAGGCGGCGAUGGACAACACGGAAGCUGCCGCCACCCACCUCGGUGGCCUUUUUGCCGUGGUCGAUGCGAGUACUGAUAUGAGAGGAGCGGCUGGGCCCCAGUCCUCAUGUCAGAUACUGCCGCACCUGGCUCUGAUCCUACUAUCUCUCUUGUCCAAGGCACGACCGUCCAGCGUUCAUCAGAUCAGCAGCCCCCCUUUCCCCAACCCCGAAACUCCACUCUUUCACCCGCAGGCCGACGACCCGAACCGCCUGCAGCCACGCUACUUCACACCCGGGAGAGCAGCGACCACGGAUACGGACGUAUCCAUCCCGCCAAAGGCCUACGCCACAGCCGCGCACCUCCUCGUCCACGCCAUGGCGGAACGGACCCGCGGCGGCUCCUCCUCCUCAUCAUCAUCCUACAGCCUACAGGUCCUCCGGUGGCUGCUCCACUCCCCCAGUGAAGAACACCGGGACGGCAGUAGCAGCUACAACCCCCAGCUCUGGCUCUGGAAGACAGUCCUGUCGGCCUACGUCCUCGUGACCCCCGACUUGGCCCUCCCGGCGACGGAUCCCGUCCGCGUCUGGCUGGGACACCAGGUGGAGCGGUGGAAGAGGUCGGGCUCGACCCAGGUGCCGGAUUCCAUAGCAGACGCCGUCCUGGCCCGCCUUGCGUCACUUCUGGAAGAGCCCGGGUCUGUCAGCGGGAGGGACCGCCUACGGGCGUUGUGCUACGAAGCUGAAGUGCACAAUAGAGGAGGUUAG
This is a messenger RNA of Pyricularia grisea, 1443 nucleotides long. RefSeq lists its product as uncharacterized. Lineage: Eukaryota; Fungi; Ascomycota; Sordariomycetes; Magnaporthales; Pyriculariaceae. The record is from RefSeq and is a predicted model, not a curated record. The transcript has 3 exons. Gene Ontology annotation, molecular function: zinc ion binding; DNA-binding transcription factor activity, RNA polymerase II-specific. Bases 1 to 1443 code for a protein of 480 amino acids. Gene Ontology annotation, biological process: regulation of DNA-templated transcription.